Xyrichtys novacula (pearly razorfish) is the source of this 291-nucleotide messenger RNA. The record is from the annotation of a GenBank genome assembly. NCBI's taxonomy places the organism in Eukaryota, Metazoa, Chordata, Actinopteri, Labriformes, Labridae.
AUGAAUCGCAAGCCCGAUGCCCACUAUUGCUCCAUGCCAAGUCAAACUGCCGCAGCGUCUCCACAUUUAACUCAACGUUGGCAUCAACGCAAAUAUCCCCUAAUGUGGGCUUCCUCGCUGCACAAAUAUGAUUUUCUAGCAUUCAUCGACGAUGAUUGCUUUCUUGGCAGCACCAGUUCAGUGGUGCAGUGUGAGCGGCGUGAACGCUACCGCACCAAGCAACGGCAUCAUCCCCAACCGUCCCGAGAUACCCGAUUUUUAAUUCAAUCGGCAUUUAACCGGAUAGUAUGA